UGUUGCUGUAGUGCACAAUGUAAAUGAAAGAAAUAGUACUUAUUUCGUUUGUACAGCUAUAGCAACCCCGCUAUAAUAAUCUUGGCGUCUUUAUUUGAAGUGGUUUAUAUUUCUGUGUUAGAUGUUAAUUUUUGUAAAUAAUAAUGGAUUUUGUAGAUUCAGAUGAAAGUGAUUUCGAUUUUGAUGUUCUACAAGUAAUCGUUCUUCGACGAAAAAGAAAAAUAAAAGAACGUCCAGAUUUUUUUCAUUAUUACGAUGAUGUUGAUUUUCGUGAUCGAUUUCGUAUGUGCAAAGAUGCUGCUUGGUUUAUUUUUUCUUUAAUAAAAGAAAAAAUUUAUAUUGGAACACGCAACAACGCUAUGCAACCACAUCAAAUGUUUUUCAUUACACUCAGGUUCUAUGCAUCAGGAUCUUUUCAGCAAACUGUGGCAGAUCUUUGCGGCGUUUCAAAAACAAGUGCAUCACGGGCUAUUAAACUUGUAUCUCAUCAUAUUGCUUCUUUACGGGCAGAUUUUGUUAAACUCCCUCAGACGGAACAGGAGCGUUUGAGCACACAGGCUGCUUUUAAAGAAAUUUCAAAUUUUCCGCGUGUAAUUGGCGCAAUGGAUUGCACCCAUGUUAAAAUCAUGUCGCCAGGUGAUUAUGUAAGAUUACUAGUUAAAAAACAAUAGUAAUAGCACCAUUUCUAUACAGGAGGUG
Molecule: messenger RNA, 699 nt
Organism: Rhagoletis pomonella (apple maggot)
Lineage: Eukaryota; Metazoa; Arthropoda; Insecta; Diptera; Tephritidae
Product: putative nuclease HARBI1
Source: RefSeq, a predicted model, not a curated record